This is a messenger RNA of Cokeromyces recurvatus, 998 nucleotides long. RefSeq lists its product as uncharacterized. The transcript is spliced from 3 exons. The record is from RefSeq and is a predicted model, not a curated record. Gene Ontology annotation, biological process: regulation of transcription by RNA polymerase II. Gene Ontology annotation, molecular function: RNA polymerase II cis-regulatory region sequence-specific DNA binding; protein dimerization activity; DNA-binding transcription factor activity, RNA polymerase II-specific. Bases 186 to 929 code for a protein of 247 amino acids. NCBI's taxonomy places the organism in Eukaryota, Fungi, Mucoromycota, Mucoromycetes, Mucorales, Mucoraceae.
UGAAAAUAUCAAAGAUUUUAUAAUUAUAACAUUAACUUAAACACUCACGGUUUCUCUUUCUUUCUCUCUCUCUCUUUCUUUCUUUUUUCUCUCUCUCUCUCUCACUCUCUUUUUUUAUUUUUUAUCUUUUAUUUUAUUUUAUUUUUUUGUAUUCUUCUCUUCUCUUCUUUAAAACCCAUAAAAGAAUGGAAUACGAUCCAGCUCAUAAAACUUCUAGUGUUACUAGUACAUCAAGCAAUACUUCAUCUAUUUGGGAUCCAUUACCUUCUCUUUAUUAUACAGGACGUGCAGAGUCUGUUUCUAGUAGUGCAUUUGAAUUUGAUGAACCAGACUCUUUUUUGGAUGAAGGUAGAUUCAUACUAGUACAGAUAAAAAGAUAUCAUGAUCAGGUAGAAGAGAAAUCAAAGAACCGAGAAAUUUUAACCAAUGAUCAAAAGAGAGCAAAUCAUAUUGCUUCUGAACAAAAGAGAAGAAAUACGAUUCGAGGUGGAUUUAAGGAACUCACUGAACUUAUUCCUACUUUAAAAAAUAUCAACCAUUCAAAGAGUACCAUCUUAUUUAAAUCUGUUGAUUAUAUCAAGAAGCUCGAAAAGGGUAAUAAGGUCCUUAAAGAAAGACUCACUAUCUUACAAUCUCCUCUUUUAUCUAAACAUCAUCUCUUUACAAAUUAUCAUUCAAUUUCUAUCCCUGCUAUGGAUGAUACUCCAACUACUUCUACUCAUAAUUCCCCUACUCUUUCUCAUGCAUCAUCUUCUCUUGUAAAUAUUAAUAGCAUAUCAUCAUUCCAUAAUGCUCUGGUCAUACCUUUAAAUAAUCAUUCAAGUGCUCCCAGUUUUACUAUUCCUGCAGAUGAAGAAAAUUAUCACAUAAAUCAUUAUUCAGAGCGUUUAUUAACUUCUGGUAAAUUGGACCAUUUAAAAAAAUAUUAAUAAAGUCUAUUUCUGGUUUUUUUUUUUUUUUUUUUUUUUUGUGUGUGUUAUUUUAUGUUAUUUUAUUUU